This is a messenger RNA of Actinia tenebrosa (Australian red waratah sea anemone), 3366 nucleotides long. RefSeq lists its product as uncharacterized. Gene Ontology annotation, cellular component: vacuolar membrane. NCBI's taxonomy places the organism in Eukaryota, Metazoa, Cnidaria, Anthozoa, Actiniaria, Actiniidae. Gene Ontology annotation, biological process: amino acid transmembrane transport. The record is from RefSeq and is a predicted model, not a curated record. Gene Ontology annotation, molecular function: L-amino acid transmembrane transporter activity.
UCAAGUACACGAAGCUCACGUGAUUGGCAAAAACAAAGCAAGUCUCUUGAAUAAAGUCCCAAAAGCAACGGGAAAACCCUUUAUACAAAGCCUUCUUAAAACUUUGAAUUAGUAUUUCUCGGCAAGAUGGACGAAGAUAAUCAUUCAGAUAAGGCUUCAGAUGAAAAUGAAGGCGAAAUUGCAAAAGUCUUUUACAAGGUAAAUAACGAUAGCGAAGAGUUGAUCUCUGGAAGCCGUCUACACAAUGUCGACGAACCAGCAAUUAUUGAACUAGGUGGCCAGCCUCAACUCGGUGGUCUAACGAUCUUCACGGCAGCAGUAUUUGUGGUCGGGGAGAUGGCGGGCAGUGGGGUCUUGGCACUUCCUUCAGCAAUGGUUGCUGCUGGACCUAUGGGGUUUGUCAUGCUUCUAAUAGGUUGUCUGGCUUCCGGAUACUGCGGUGUCAUCUUGGGGAGAUCUUGGACGAUUCUGCGAGCAAAGUAUCCUGAGUAUCAACACAGUGUUCGAGAUCCCUAUCCGACUAUUGGACUCAAAGCUGUUGGAAAAUGGGGAGCCAGAGCUGUAUCAGUAUGUGUGAACAUCACUCUUAUUGGUGUUUGCACCGUGUUUCUCAUCCUCGCUGCUCAGAAUAUUUCCAAACUCCUCACAACACACAUCCACGAUGUAUGGUUUGACCAACAUUCGUUGCGCGUGUGGAUUUUAAUAUGCGCCGCUGUCCUGCUUCCAGUUUCCUGGCUUGGAACUCCAAAAGAAUUCUGGGGAAUUGCUAUUGGCGCCAGCCUAGCAACAGCACUGGCUUGUCUCUUGAUAUGUGUCUGUAUUGGAAUUGACUUUCCGAGUAACCUACAGACAGUCAAACAGGGGCCUGUUACAUUUCUGUCGUUUUUCUCAGCCUUUGGGACCAUCUUAUUCUCGUUUGGUGGAGCUUCAACAUUUCCAACCAUCCAAACAGACAUGAAGCAGCCUUCAAAGUUUCCCAUGUCAGUAGUUUGGUCGUAUGUGGGUGUUCUGUUUAUGUAUUUACCAGUAUCCAUACUAGGUUUCCUAGCAUACGGUGGUGAUAUCAAGGACAAUAUUCUACUGUCUGUCAGUCACACGUCUAGUCAUCCCAGGGCCAUCAUCGUCGACAUCGUGCUAGUUCUCAUCACCACCCAUCUUCUCUUCAGCUUUGUGAUUGUUCUCAAUCCAGUAUCGCAGUAUUUUGAAGAAUUCUUCAACAUACCGAGAAGGUUUGGGUUUAAGAGAUGUCUUCUACGCACAAUCAUAAUGGCAUUGGUACUGGGCAUAGCCGAACUCAUUCCUAACUUCGGCCCCAUUCUCUCGUUGAUCGGUGGCUCUACAGUCACUCUCCUCACCUUCGUCUUCCCAUGCUGGUUCUAUCUCAAGAUCGCAAAGGACUUGCCUCUCCAUACAAAGGCUGUUUUAUUUGAGCUUAUCUUUAUCGGCAUCGUUGGAGGUGUGGCGUCGACUUAUUCAGCCAUAGAUAGUAUUCAGAAAGCCUUCAAACUUUAGAUAGGAGAUUUUAAAGGUGGACAAGAAAGACGUACCCCGUACGACGUACGUGUUUUAUGACUAAAGACUCGUUUGUACAAGUUUAGCCUCGUGUAGGAGCAAAUUAUAUGAAAAAGUCAUGAAAAAUGCCAAUGUUUUGAAAUUCCACUAAUUUUAAUGGUAUCUGUGAAUAGCUGACUUAUAAACGAGGCUAAGCUAGUGUAAACGAGUCUGUGGUAUUUGAAAACAGCGGUAUGCAAUGAAUACGAAACUAAUGUAUUAAAAAAGCAAUAUAUUGGUGGCGUGCUUCCUGGCGCUUCUCAUGAGAAUAAAAAGACAAAAGACGUGGCCGCCAUGUCGGUUGACAUGACAGAACACACCAAGACUGAAUAUUUGCCAAAGUCAACCAAAAUGGCGGCUCGUGACGUCUCAUACAAAGACGUAUUCUCUACUUUCACAUCCCCAUAAUACCUUGCGUUUUUGGGGGGUAACCAAUCAAAAAACUGUCCCAAAUUGAAAGGUUUUUUAAUUGAAUUUAUACUAUACCUGCUUUUAUCUGUACAACUGACUGAUUAUCAGUUUAUUCCAAGUUAUUUUCGCGUGUACAGAUAUAUCAUUAAGAGUUUUGGUCUUAAUUACAGUAAAUGUGUCGACUUACGAAAAAUGUUUAAAAUUUACCUUAAACGUUUUCAAGCUUCUAUCUUUUUCUGUUUUUUACUUCUUCAUUUUAUUUUUGGAUACCAAACAAGGUAUUGUUAACAUUGUCUGAUCAGCCUUCAGCAAAAUAAGUGGGUUUUUACCCUCUGGUUACCCCCCAAAGACGCAAAGUAUUAUGGGGAUGUGAAAGUAGAGAAUAGACGUGUUGUACUUUUAUUUCCAUGGGUUCAAGAGAUUCUGGUUCGUUCACUUUGGAUUUAUUUGUCCCUUGAAAAUAGCAAUCGCCAGAGCGAAAAUCAGUAACCUCAGUCUGGACCCAAGGGUAUUCUGAUGUAACAUCAGAUAAUAAUAUUCUCAUGAAAGAUUGUUAUUUUGUAUGAUAUCUUGGAUAUUAAAUUUGUUUUAUCCAAACAGCUCUCCAAACAAGCUUUAUUUACCCAGUUGACAAAAAAAAAAAAAGUUUAUGUAUAAUAGAUUGAAACAUCGAAAACUAUGAAUCUUGAUAAUGAUAUUCAAUAACAUUUCAUCAUUCGGAUUCUGCUUUUUGAUUGUCCGACCAGAGUUAAUUCCCCUCUAUUAACUCUGGUCCAACAUAGCAUAAAGUACCUCUUUCGUAAGAAUUUAGAUUUAUCGGUUACUUGUUUGGAAGACCAAUCUAUUGUCAUUCUUAACUCUAUGUGUAUUGUUUUUUUUAACUAGUUAUGAAACUUAAGCAUGUUGCAAACGGUGAAGAAUGUCCCUAAUAAUUUAGAAAAGAACCGGUGAUUACAAGGGGAAGCUUUAUUUUUACUUCAAAUAUGCAAUUGAAAUAUUCGUUUAUAGGAAAUCUUUUUUAUAUUCGUAAUUCGUAGCACAUAUACUUGAUGAAAACUAACUGAAUUUGAAAAAUUCAAGUUUAAUAUAUAUCUAAUAAAGGUAAAUUGAUGUUUGCUUUUGACAUUUUGUCGGUUUGAAGAUGUUUGAUUCAAAAGCAGCUUACUAAUAUCAAUAUUUAUGCUACUAGAUACAUCAUUUCUACCAGAUAUAUCUAUUUCUACCAAAUAUGUCACUGAAAACAAUUAAAUCCUAAUUCCAAAGACCAACACAGCGGGCUCGAUUGGACAGUUUUCAGUUUUAUUCUGGUUAUGAGCGAUACUUAUAUAUUUUGUUUGUUUUAUUUUUUGGUUUAUUGUUAAGAUUAUCCAAUGAAAUACUUGGCAAAAUAAAAACUUUAUCGGA